This is a messenger RNA of Molossus molossus (Pallas's mastiff bat), 1149 nucleotides long. It is a transcript of the gene DDI1, whose product is annotated as DNA damage inducible 1 homolog 1. Gene Ontology annotation, molecular function: protein binding; aspartic-type endopeptidase activity. The coding region runs from base 1 to 1149 and encodes 382 amino acids. The transcript has a single exon. Gene Ontology annotation, biological process: proteolysis. NCBI's taxonomy places the organism in Eukaryota, Metazoa, Chordata, Mammalia, Chiroptera, Molossidae. The record is from RefSeq and is a predicted model, not a curated record.
AUGCUGCUCACUGUGUACUGUGUGCGAAGGGACCUGUCCGAGGCCACCUUCUCCCUGCAGGUCAGCCCUGACUUCGAGCUCCAGGACUUCCGCGCGCUCUGCGAGCUGGAGUCCGGCGUCCCGGCUCAGGAGGCUCGGAUCAUCCACAUGGAGCGGCUCCUCACCGACGACCACUGCCCCCUGGGCUCCUGCGGCCUCAGGGACGGCGAUGUGGUUGUUCUCCUUCAGGAGGAGAGUGUGGGGCCUCAGCCGGACUUCCCAAGGGCCACGCCGGGGACCUCCAGCUCGCGGCAGCCCCCUCGGGCACAGCCGGCCCCGCAGUCCCGGGGCUCCGGGGAGAGGCCGUGCGGCCAGGGCCUGGGCAGCCCCGCCUUGAUUCGCAGCCUGCUGCUCUCCAACCCCCACGACCUGGCCCUGCUGAAGGAGCGCAACCCCACCUUGGCGGAGGCCCUGCUCAGCGGCAACUUCCAGACCUUUUCUCGGGUCCUGAAGGAUCAGCAAAGGGAAAGCGCCCUGCGAGAGCAGGAGAGGCUUCGCCUCAUCUCUGCUGACCCAUUUGAUUUGGAAGCUCAAGCCAGAAUCGAGGAGGAAAUCCGGCAGCAAAACAUCGAGGAGAACAUGACCAUAGCCAUGGAAGAGGCGCCAGAGAGUUUCGGGCAAGUGGCCAUGCUCUACAUCAACUGCAAGGUGAACGGCCACCCUCUGAAGGCGUUCGUGGACUCGGGUGCCCAGAUGACCAUCAUGAGCCAGGCCUGCGCCGAGAGGUGUAGUAUAAUACGGCUGGUGGACCGCAGGUGGGCCGGCAUUGCCAAAGGAGUGGGCACUCAGAGAAUCCUUGGCCGCGUUCACCUCGCUCAGAUUCAAAUCGAAGGUGAUUUCUUACAAUGCUCCUUCUCUAUCCUCGAGGAGCAGCCCAUGGACAUGCUGCUAGGGCUAGACAUGCUCAAGAGACAUCAGUGCUCCAUUGACUUGAAGAAAAACGUGCUGGUGAUCGGCACCACCGGCACCCAGACUCCCUUUCUCCCUGAGGGCGACUUACCGCCCUGCGCUAAGCUGGUGAGUGGGACUGGGCAGGAAGAGCCUUCAGACAAGCAGGUAGCAAAUACUAUUCAACAUUCGGUCAUGGACUCCGGGCGGAAAAAGCAUUGA